Messenger RNA from Otolemur garnettii (small-eared galago), 2492 nucleotides. It is a transcript of the gene CREBL2, whose product is annotated as cAMP responsive element binding protein like 2. Gene Ontology annotation, cellular component: nucleus. Gene Ontology annotation, molecular function: DNA-binding transcription factor activity. Bases 339 to 701 code for a protein of 120 amino acids. NCBI's taxonomy places the organism in Eukaryota, Metazoa, Chordata, Mammalia, Primates, Galagidae. Gene Ontology annotation, biological process: regulation of DNA-templated transcription. The transcript has 4 exons. The record is from RefSeq and is a predicted model, not a curated record.
GCCGAAGGCCACCGCGUGCGCCACUCCCGCCCACUCUCCGGUCUCGGCCGCUCUCCAGGGAGUCUGUAAACACACCCAGAGACUGUCAUGGAGGGGGAGGAGGAGGCGGCGGCGGCGAAGGGAGGCGACUGGGGCCGCCUCCGGGGUCCGCUCUGCCAUUCCUAAACGGGUCCCUUGUCCUGGUGACUGUGGCAUCAGGGAAGCGAACUGUUAGGCAAGAGGAGGAGGCAGUCAGAACCAUAUCCCCUUCUUCCCCGGGGCGGGGGCCGGGCCGGGCCAGCUGAGCCGGGGGAGGGCCCGGGGAGGGAGUGCCUGGCCGGGCCAGCCAGUCUGCCGAGAUGGAUGACAGUAAGGUGGUUGGAGGCAAAGUGAAGAAGCCAGGUAAGCGUGGUCGGAAACCAGCCAAAAUUGACUUGAAGGCAAAACUUGAGAGGAGCCGGCAAAGUGCAAGAGAAUGCAGGGCCAGAAAAAAGCUCAGAUAUCAGUAUUUGGAAGAGUUGGUAUCCAGUCGAGAAAGAGCUAUAUGUGCCCUCAGAGAGGAACUGGAAAUGUACAAGCAGUGGUGUAUGGCAAUGGACCAAGGAAAAAUCCCUUCUGAAAUAAAGGCCCUACUCACUGGAGAAGAGCAGAACAAAUCUCAGCAGAACUCAAGUAGGCAUCCCAAGGCUGGGAAGACAGAUGCUAAUAGCAAUUCCUGGUGAAGAUCAUAUGAAAUGAUGAGUCAGUGAUUGAAGCCAAUUUUCUGAUUCCCAUGGAGGAGGGAUGGGCAAGAGUGUACUUCUUGACUCCAUUUACUACCUACUGCUCAGUAGUCAUCUCUGUAAAUCUCCAGUUUCUACCAGAAUGUUUGAACAUAGGUCUCAAAGGAUCUUGCUUUAACUUUCAACACUUAGAAAAUUUAUAAACAUUCAGAGUUGUUUUGGUUGGUAUUGCCACCCGUGACAUUUAACACGUUGUGAUGCUUGAAAACACGAAGAGAGGAAAAUGGGUAAAGAUUAUAUUUUUGCACCUUAGCUCCACGUUGCUUUAUCAGUUAAUUUAUAUUCUUUCCAUGUAAGUCAUGUAAUUAUAUGUGUAAGUGUGUUUAGGUGUCACCUCCUUUCCUGUUUUUGAUUGCCCUUCAAAGAGAAACCAAAUGAGCUGAUUACUGACUGUUAAGUUCUCAGCCUUUAUGGACCUAAUCUUGUAUCUUUGUAUUUACUUGAGCAAUGUUUAUUUUCCGCAUGAACCAUUAUUUCUCCUGUGAGCCAUUCCAGCAUAAGCUGUGAAUAUGUUUUAAUGAAUAUAUACAUUUCUAUUUUUAUAACCCUUAAAGAUAUGCCUGCUUUAAGUAUUAUACAUGUUAACAAAAUCUAUCAGGAAAACCCUUAAGACAGCCUCUAUUUAAAACUUUGUUGCUGUCUUCUCAAACUAUAUUUAUAAAAGUUUGCUAGGGCCAAAUCCAUACUUGGAGAAUAAUUUGUCUGAUUUUAUUUUUAAGAAGUAACCUGUCAGGCAUUUCAGCAGCACACAUUAGUUUGACAGCCUAGAAUAUGUACAAGCGUAUGUAUGUAUGUACGUGUUUUCUAUUGUAUGUCUCUGUACGUACAUGGGGAAGACAGGAGUGAAUGUUCACACACAUUUUCCUGUGUACUCAAGUAAAUUGGAGAAUUUUUCUUAAGAAAAUAGGAUGUGAGUUUCUGCCCUGAGAUCUGAAACAAAACAAGGGAUAAAUUGCUAGUAGAUCUAAUAGUUGUAAGCCAUAACCAGAAAAAUUAGUUGCUUCCCUGACAUGAAUUCUUUAUGAAUGUGUCUGAGCCAGGAGGAAACACAUGGUGGGCACACAUCUGGCUUAGCUCUGGCUAUGCCUCCACUAUGGAGUGAAGCACUGAAGCUGGAGUUGUGCACUGCACCACAGCUAGGGUCCUGGCCGGACGUGCAGAAGGGCAGAGUAGCUCUUUCUAGCUCCCACCACAGCUACAUUUACUUUCUUCUUGACCACCAAAUGGAUUGAUGGUUGGGGAAUGAAAGCCAUAAUACGAUACACUCUGAUAGACCGAGGAAGCUUUUGAUUUCCCCAGUGAGACACUUUAUCUCUCUCUCUUCUCUUUCCCAUGGUUAAAACAGGAGUUGCGUUUUCUGUUGCUGCUAAAUUAUAAUUUUUCUGCACUCUAAUGAAGCAAAUAUUUGGCUUCCAAACAAAAUAUGUUUUGUUAUAAACUGGCAGGGUAAGAGAAGGCACCAUAAUCUAGAUUGUUUUGAGGUAGAACAUGAGAUGGACCACAUAGUUGAAGAUUACAAGGUACUUUUCCCUGUUCUCUUGGGUUGUAUAUUUGAAUAAAGUGCCUCCCCUUAGCCUGGGUUCCUAAAGACCUCUUCUACGUAGGUUGCAAUCUCUAAUUUACUGCAGUCUAGUUGUGUGUGACUACUGAUAAACCACUAGCCCAGCUUAUUGGGUCUCUCUGUGUUUUGGAAUAUUGGGGGUUUAAGUGUUUAAUGUCUUUUUAGGAUCA